Molecule: messenger RNA, 6067 nt
Organism: Rhincodon typus (whale shark)
Lineage: Eukaryota; Metazoa; Chordata; Chondrichthyes; Orectolobiformes; Rhincodontidae
Product: arf-GAP with SH3 domain, ANK repeat and PH domain-containing protein 1-like
Exons: 29
Coding region: 379-3549 (1056 amino acids)
Biological process (GO): positive regulation of GTPase activity
Cellular component (GO): cytoplasm
Molecular function (GO): GTPase activator activity; protein binding
Source: RefSeq, a predicted model, not a curated record
UGGAGUUUCUGCUGUCAGCCAGAUUUCUCUCCAUUGUAUUUUAUGCCGCUCACAUGGUGGAUUUUCCUUCCGUUUCUGAUUCCCAGCUUUCCACAGAGCACAAGGAACGGAUAUGGACACGAAUCACAGUUCUCUUCUCUCCAUUGCUGGUUUCGAAUCAACAAGAUUUUCUUAACUGUCGAUCAUCACCUAAAACAGGACUGUGAAAGGGAAAGCUGCCGUAUAGUCCGGGGACGAAAAUGAUAUAAUGGCAGCAAACCUCACCUACAAACUUUGGUCAGGAAGAAAAUCAAUUCCAGUUUUGGUCGGAUUCGGUGUGAAAUAAACCAUGAGGUCUUCCACCUCCAGAAUAUCAACCUUCUCCUCCAGGGAUUCAUUAUGGAACCGACUUUAGAUUUGGAUAAAAAUGCACUACAAAAGGUAAAGAAAUCAGCAAAAUCAAUAAACACUUCUGGUCAAGAACAUGUGCAAAAUGAAGAGAACUAUGCACAAGCACUAGAUAAAUUUGGUAGUAAUUUUUUAAGUCGUGAUAAUCCUGAUCUUGGCACAGCUUUUGUUAAAUUUUCCACACUCACAAAGGAGCUUUCAACAUUGCUGAAAAACUUGCUGCAGAAUCUUAGUCAUAAUGUCAUCUUCACUUUGGAUUCACUAUUGAAGGGAGAUCUGAAAGAUGUCAAGGGGGACUUGAAGAAACCUUUUGACAAGGCAUGGAAGGAUUAUGAAACAAAAUUUGCUAAAAUUGAAAAAGAGAAACGGGAGCAUGCAAAGCAGCAUGGGAUGAUUCGGACUGAAAUUACAGGAGCUGAAAUAGCAGAAGAAAUGGAAAAGGAGCGACGGGUCUUUCAGCUCCAGAUGUGCGAGUAUCUCAUUAAAGUGAAUGAAAUCAAGACAAAGAAGGGUGUGGAUCUGCUCCAAAAUCUCAUCAAAUAUUACCAUGCACAAUGCAAUUUUUUUCAGGAUGGCUUAAAAACAGCAGAUAAACUGAAACAGUAUAUUGAGAAACUGGCUGCUGAUUUAUACAAUAUCAAGCAAACACAGGAUGAGGAAAAGAAGCAGCUGUGUACUCUCCGUGAUAUGCUCAAAUCCUCACUGCAACUUGAACAGAAAGAAGAUUCUCAAAGUAGACAAUCGGGAUACAGUAUGCACCAGCUUCAAGGCAAUAAGGAAUAUGGCAGUGAGAAGAAGGGAUAUCUCAUGAAAAAAAGUGAUGGUCUUCGAAAAGUAUGGCAGAGAAGAAAGUGCACAGUAAAGAAUGGCUACUUGACAAUAUCCCAUGCAACUACCAACAGACAACCAGCAAGACUGAAUCUACUCACUUGCCAGGUGAAACCCACUGCAGAUGAGAAGAAGUGUUUUGACUUGAUAUCACACAACAGAACCUAUCACUUCCAAGCAGAUGAUGAACAGGAAUGUCUAGUAUGGAUAUCAGUAUUAACGAACAGUAAAGAAGAGGCAUUAAACAUGGCAUUCAGAGGAGAGCAAAGCAGUGGAGAGAACAGCAUAGAGGACCUAACCAAAGCCAUCAUUGAAGAUGUGCAGCGGAUGCCUGGCAAUGAUGUCUGUUGUGAUUGUGGAGCUCCAGAUCCUACUUGGCUGUCAACCAACCUAGGAAUUUUGACAUGUAUAGAAUGUUCUGGAAUACACAGAGAAAUGGGAGUGCAUAUUUCUAGAAUACAGUCCCUAGAACUGGAUAAAUUAGGAACCUCUGAACUCUUGCUGGCCAAGAAUGUAGGAAAUAUCAGUUUCAAUGAAAUUCUGGAAGCCAACCUACCGCAACCAUCACCAAAGCCAAUUCCACAUAGUGACAUGACUGCACGUAAAGAAUACAUACAUGCAAAAUAUGUAGAUCAUAAAUUUGCCAAAAGGUUGUGCACCUCUUCCUUAGCUAAAAUGAAUGAGUUGUUGGAAUCUGUGAAGUCCAGGGAUUUACUUGCACUAAUUCAAGUCUAUGCAGAGGGAGUUGAACUAAUGGAGUCACUACCAGAUCUUGGACAGGAACCAGGGGAAACAGUACUUCACCUAGCUGUUCGAACUGCUGACCGAACCUCUCUCCACCUAGUUGACUUUCUUGUACAGAAUAGUGGUAAUCUGGACAAGCCAACUGCAAAAGGAAACACUGCUGUACAUUACUGCUGCAUGUUCGAUAAAGUAGAAUGUUUAAAAUUGCUUCUUCGGGGCAAACCAAGUUUAAAUCUAGUAAACCAGGGUGGAGAAACAGCCCUAGAUAUAGCGAGAAGAUUGCAGCGUCUGCAGUGUGAAGAAUUGAUCAGUCAAGCUACCUUAGGAAAAAUUAAUCCUCAUGUUCACGUAGAAUAUGAGUGGCAGUUACGGCAAGAAGAAAUUGAUGAAAGUGAUGAUGACUUGGACGUAAAGACCAGCCCUGUAAAAAAAGAACGUUCUCCAAGGCCACAGAGCUGCUGCCACUCUUCUAGUCUCUCCCCACAAGAUAAACUUAUGAUCCCCGGACUUGGCAUAGCACGGGAAAAGCAGCGACUGUCAUAUGGGGCAUUUAGUAAUCAAAUAUAUGGAAGUGGCACGGAUUCUCCAACAUCACCGGCCACUGAUGCCCCUCCACUUCCUCCUAGGAAUCCAAGCAAAGCUCCACAUGGCCCAGUCCCUCCUUCAGUCCUUCCUGUAGGUCCCCAGGUCACAACCGGCAGCUCCACUUUAUCAAAGAAGAGACCACCGCCCCCACCCCCUGGACACAAACGAACCUUAUCUGACCCACCAAGCCCGCUACCUCAUGGUCCCCAGAAUAAAGGUCUGAUUCCUUGGGGCACAGAUACUGGUCCCCCACAGUCAAAUCGAACAGGAAAUAAGUUUGAGGGAUUGCCUCAACAAUCAAGUACUGGAACUGGAACCACAAAAACUGCCUUAGGUCCACGGGUGCUUCCAAAGCUACCUCAAAAAGUGUCUCUGAGAAAAAUCGAUAGUAUCCAUCACAGUUCAGUAGACAAAUCAAGUCCAGACACUUUUCAGAAGCCACAUCCGGGAGAUCUGACCCAGAAAUCAUAUGUGGAAGAACUACCCCAGAAGCCGCAUCCGGGCGACCUGCCCCAGAAGCCGCAUCCGGGCGACCUGCCCCAGAAGCCGCAUCCGGGUGACCUGCCCCAAAAACCCAAAGAUCUGCCUCCAAAACCACAGCCAGGAGAAAUCCCUCAAAAACCCCACAUAGGAGAAGUCAUCCAAAAGUCCCAGCCUGGGGAGGUGUCCCAAAAGCCACAGGCUCAAGAGAUUUCUCCAAAACCACAGUCAAGGGACAUGCUGCAGAAACAGCCAUCUGAAGAUGCGAAUGGUACAUCUCCCAGUUUACCUGAAACCCCUGUACCCCUACCACGCAAGAUAAAUACAGCAAAGAACAAAAUCCGCCGGGUAAAAACCAUAUAUGACUGCCAAGCUGACAAUGACGAUGAACUUACCUUUAUUGAGGGGGAAGUGAUUGUUGUAACCGGUGAAGAGGACCAGGAGUGGUGGAUUGGCUAUAUUGAGGGGCAACCUGACAGAAGUGGUGUCUUUCCAGUGUCCUUCGUGCACAUUUUAUCUGAUUAACAUCCUACGAACUCCAACGUCACAGAUUCACAACUGUGGAUACUUCCAUCUGAUGUUGUAAAGUGGCUGAAACUUGCUUAUUCCUGUGCAUAUUUUGUACAUAGAUGAUCGAGAAAAUCAUUCGAGACCCACCUUGUGAGGUGACUGUAAAUAUUGUUACUUGCCUUUGCCAGUAUUAUAAUCGCCUUGGAACCAGGCACACCAUAUCUGGUGUACUGCAGCCAUCCAUGGCAACUAGCACUUACUAAUCUUACCUAUGCUGUUGAUGGGAUACAUCUGCCUGCUUGUCAGAUUUAUAGGCAGCCUCAUUUAGUAAUUUAACUAUAUAAGCUUGACUUUUGUUCUUGACAUCAUCUCAGUAUUCUAAAUAAAGUUAAAAAUAGCAGUUUUGCUGAGAAUAGGUUCAGGUUUCAGUUUGCACUGAUCCUUUUUGUCCUUCUGCUUUUAACAUGGAUGCUGCGCAUACUCUCAAUGUACUCAUGGGAUUAUAUGUGGUUUUGAUUGUAAGUGAUCAGACAAAGUUACUUGAGAAUGAAUGACUGGGAAACUUGUUAAAGUUUCUUUUACCUCAUCUGAGGGCAGUGUUGAGACCUCUUAAGGAUUUACACCCUGUUACAGAUAAAAAUCUGUUUGACAGAUGGAAGUUACUACAAAACAGCCUUUAAGACGAUCCAUUGAGAAUAAUUGAAAAUUCAAAAUUUAUUUUCAGUUCUUCCAGGUCUGCUGUUAGGGAUUGAAAGCAGUGCUUGGAUAACCCUUUUGAGGGUUAGGUUUUCUGGGAUGGAAAAUUUCCAUUUCUGUCUUAUCUAUUGACUUUUUAAAUGUUAUUAACCUAAAUAAAUAGGUUAAGUUCUAUCUCAAGCAUCAUUUCAUUGUAUUGGUUUAAUUUAUACUAAGAUUUGGAAGUCUCUGAAGAGUCUUUAUGAUUUUAGAUAUGGUUGGUUGAAUUACAGGACAUUAGCACAAACAAGUCCAGUUUUAGCUGUGAUAAAAGGGAACGUCACUGCCUCCUGCACCAGAGAUGGAUGGCCUUAACUCCUCAGUGGUAACACUACCUAGGAGUGUAGGUCCUCAAAAGUUGAUGUUUAGUCACAGAUGCUCAUUCAAGCAGUAAACAGUGCAAAAGCAACUGUACAUACAUUAUGCAAUGUGUGCAGUUAUCAAUUUUAAAUAUAUACAUUGUAUUACAUAUGUUUACAACAUUUGGAAUAGUACAUCAUUGCAUGUAAAACUGUAAGCUGAAGAUACUGUUCUAAUACUUGCUAAUUCUCCCUCCUUUUUGUUCUUUUAAAUACAUUACCAUUGGACACUACAAAGUGCAGUUUCAUUGCAAGUAUGACUUUGACAUUUGCUGUUUCAGAUGCAGCAUACAUUUACAUGAAACAGACCUUGAAUAUAUUAACUUAAUCAUUGUAUGAAUAAUUGACCAUUUGAGGGAGAUGAGACUAUACAUGUUUUUAAACAAAAUACCUACAAAUUCAAACUGGUUACUUCCUGUUCUGUCUCAUAGAGAAUGAAUUGCAUUCCUUUGCACAAUUCUUGAACUGCUUGGAGAACAAAAGUGACAGUGACUCUUUAGGUUGCUUAAGGCUUUAAUAACUAUACUGCUUCAUAUUCAUUACUGAAAUUCAUCUUAAAGACCCCAAAAAAAAAAAAAAAAAAACACAUUCUGAAAAGGAGUCUACUUGCAUUUCGUGCCUGGCUAAGAAAAAGGUAGGUUUUGAUAUGAUUCUUAAAAUAUUUGGUUAGUUAGUGUGGAGUUAAGCUUAACUAAUGACAACUGACUAUAUUCUUUAAAAAGGAUGUAAUUUAAUUCUUAAUAAAAAAGGUACUUAUUUCAAGUAAGUUUAGAUAAAAAGUAAAUAAUUAAAUUGAAUUACUUGUAUUAAGACUUCUGGCCUGGCGCUGCAGUGGUCUUGUACAAUACUGAACUGUUACCAGUACACUUAGGUUGAAAUGUUCAGCUCCACAGAAUGUGGAUAGGCCCCAAAUCUUAACCAGAAAUUUGAAAUUUUCAGUUUUUAAAUUUUUCUUCAUUUUGAUUUCAAGUUGAAGUGUAAACAAGCUAUUGAUGGUGGACUUUGUAAUAAGUUCAUUACAGGUAGUUGCCACAGUUGAUGCAUCAGAUUGCCAGAGUUUGUUAUAAGUCAGUGCAUAAUCAACAGCUGAAGAUAAAUAUUUUGAUUAAUCACAUUCAGAAAUGUGAACAGAUUAUGCAUCAAGCUACAAUUCUGCUAUUGUUUAUAAAUGGAUAACUUCUAACAAUGAUAAACAACUAUUGUGGAUUUUAGUACUUUGCUCUUAUCCUUGAUUAGGCUUCCCCUAAAUUAUGUACUUAGUAAAUCAGGUGGUACAAUCAACCUACUGAAUGUAAAAGGUGUGCUAUAUGACUGCAGCUUACUAUAUCACGUGUUUGCAUUCUUUAUGUACAAAAAUUGCUACGGGAAGAUAUUUUAAAAGCAAAAUAUUUAUGUUCCAAUGUUAUAUUGCAACAUAAAAUCCUAUGAAGUAUUAUAAA